GACUGUCAGGCUGGGGCUGUCAGUCUCAGACUGUCAUGACGGGCUUCUGCAGUUGGUCCUAUCUCAUCCGAUCAGGCAAACCGCUAUUCAUGUUGCAAACCCGAGCUUUAUGACAAUGGAUUAUUCGCUGUUACUAUACAGCCUUUGGGUUCCCGUUAUUCUGGCUGUUGAGGAGACUCUUAUGGACAGCAGGUGGGCUACUACAGAGCUGGCGUGGACCACCUAUCCGGAAACCGGGUGGGAGGAAGUACCUGGAUAUGAUGACCACAUGAGCCCCAUUAGGACAUACCAGGUCUGUAAUGUGAGGGAGCCCAAUCAAAACAACUGGCUGCGGACUGACUUCAUCCCCCGGCGAGGGGUCCUCCGCGUAUAUGUGGAGCUCAAGUUCACAGUGCGAGACUGUGACACUAUCCCAAAUAUUCUCGAGUCCUGUAAGGAGACCUUUAAUUUGUUCUACUAUGAAUCGGAUGGAGACACGGCCACAGCGAGCAGCCCGCCUUGGAGGGAGAACCCCUAUGUAAAGGUGGACACCAUAGCCCCCGAUGAGAGCUUUUCGAUGCUGGAAUCAGGUAUCGUCAACACCAAAGUACGGAGCUUCGGGCCUCUUUCCAAAGCUGGUUUCUACCUGGCCUUCCAGGACCUGGGUGCCUGCAUGGCUCUCAUCUCCGCUAGGGUCUUCUUCAAAAAGUGCUCGACUUCCAUCGCCAACUUCGCUGUCUUCCCUGAGACGGCCACUGGUGCUGAAGCCACUUCUCUAGUCGUCGCCGCGGGGGCCUGCUUGCCAAACGCCGUAGAGGAAUCGGUCCCUUUAAAGCUAUACUGUAAUGGAGAUGGAGAAUGGAUGCUUCCCAAGGGAGGGUGCACCUGCAUGCCGGGCUUUGAGCCGGCCAAGGAAGACACUCAAUGCCAGGAGAUACCCGAUAUUCACAAUUCUACAGAGAUACCUGAUAUUCACAAUCAUUGUCAUCGUUGGAAUUCUACAUUUGGAGUCUUGGAGUUCAUUGGAGUUUUUGGAGUGUGUCUUUAUGUUUGUGGCUUCUCUCUGGACUUCUCAAUAUUAUUCCUUCACCAUUGAAACUCCCCUGUGUGUUAAUAAACUGUGCAUUUAAGAGAAGUACGACCCCCGGUGUCUUCUGUCCGGCUUUUUGCCGUUUUAAAGGUGCAGUGUGUACAUUUUAGAAGGAUCUUUAGACAGCAAUGCAAUGUAAAAUAGAUAACUGUGUUUUCAGUGGUGUAUAAAGACCUUUCAAAAUGAACGGUAUUGUUUUUAUUACCUUAGAAUGAGCAGUUUUUAUCUACACACACAGCGGGUCCUCUUACAUGGAAGCCGCCAUUUUGUGCCUUCAUGUUUCUACAGUGGCCCUAAAUGGACAAACUUUUUUAUAGAGUGUUUGUCACUACGUUGUCUCAGACGAUUACAUGUUUGUCCUGCAUGGCUACCAUAGCUUCUCUAUGUGCUCCGAAAGGUAGGGGUGCAAUACAUAACCUCACCACUAGAUGCUGCUAAAAUCUACACACUGCACCUUUAAAAGAAUCUUGUGAGACAAUUUUAUCUCAUCUUCUGGUUUGGCUUCAUUAUAAUGUCUCCUAAAACCAACUGUUUUCCUAAAGCCCCAUGAGGUGUGAAAUAAAUUUAAUUCUGUCCGCUUUGACAAAAAUAAUUGCCAAUUCUCCCCACAAAGAUAGGAAUACCAGUAUUUUUGUGACUUUGUGGGGACAUUUUGAGGUCCCCAUGAGGAAACAAGAUUAUAAAUCAAACAGAAGGAUGUUUCUUGAAAAUCUGAAUUAGCAGAAAGUUUUCUGUAAUGGUUUGGGUUAGGGAUUGGGUAGAAUAUACAGUUUGUACAGUAUAAAAACCAUUAUGUCUAUGGGCUGUCCCCACAAAACAUGGAAACCAGAAUGUGUGCGCGCAUGUGUAUGUGUGUGCGCGUACCUGUGUGAGUAUUUUACAUCUUUGUUUUGCAUAUGUGGCUGUUUCUUUGCCAAAUUCUCUAAGAAAUGCUCUCUGUGGCAGUGUGAUUGAGCAUGUAUUUUCUAUGUAACAUUUGUGCUCUAGUACCAGGCCUACCUUUCUGUGUUAUAAUUUUCAGAUUUAUUCUGGAUGCAUUGACAAAUAAAAAUAAAUAAAAAUA
This is a messenger RNA of Misgurnus anguillicaudatus (oriental weatherfish), 2132 nucleotides long. NCBI's taxonomy places the organism in Eukaryota, Metazoa, Chordata, Actinopteri, Cypriniformes, Cobitidae. The record is from RefSeq and is a predicted model, not a curated record.